GACGAGAUAGCCUAAACAUCUCCGUGACGAACCUCUGCAUCAUCGAAAGUUGUUUACCCGUGAUUCUCCGCUAGGUACGGCGCAACGAAAGAGUAGAGAAAAAUAGAAAGAGAGAGGGGGAGAAAACGAGAGAGAGAGAGAGAGAGCCGGUCCGAGGGGCGUGAAGAGGGUGGAGGAAAGGGUGAUCGAGGGCGCGUGCGUGCGUGUGCUAGUUGGUGCGUGUGCCCCGGAAGGUCACGGUGAAUCGGAAGAGACCCCAGGUGUGCAGCCGCAGCAGAAGAAAGAUAGAGAAAGAGAGAGAGAGAGAGAGAGAGAGAGAGAGAGAGAGAGAGAGGAAGAGAUAUAGAGAAAGAGAGAGAGGAAGAGAGAAAGCGACGGGCGCCGAGAGGUAGACGGAGGAAGGGAGUCCGCGCGGAAGCCGGUUCCCCGCUAACUUGUUGAGUCUGUCAGCUCCGAGGGCUGCUCCCAGGGGCACGCGAUGACCGAGAGGCUGCCCGCGCUGAUCCUGCUGGCCCUGCUGGGCUCGGCGAGGGCGAACGUCGCCCAGCAGAGGAACGGGAACGUGCACAACGAUCCGCUGGUGGUGGAGACGACCAGCGGGCUGGUGCGAGGCUUCUCGCGAACGGUGCUGGACAGGGAGGUGCACAUCUUCUACGGGAUCCCGUUCGCCAAGCCUCCCAUAGGGCCGCUCCGGUUCCGGAAGCCUUUGCCGAUCGAGCCGUGGCACGGCGUGCUGAACGCGACGGUGUUGCCGAACAGCUGCAUCCAGGAGAGGUACGAGUACUUCCCCGGGUUCCCCGGCGAGGAGAUGUGGAACCCGAACACCAACAUCUCGGAGGAUUGUCUCUACCUGAACAUCUGGGUGCCGCAGAAGCUGCGGCUGAGGCACAAGGGCUCCGAGCCGCCCAACAACGGCGACAGAAACGGCGUCCCGCUACUGGUGUGGAUCUACGGCGGUGGAUUCAUGACGGGCACCGCGACCCUGGACGUCUACGACGCGGACAUCAUGGCAGCCACCAGCAACGUGAUCAUCGCCUCGAUGCAGUACAGGGUCGGCGCGUUCGGGUUCCUCUAUCUGAACCAGCAUUUCGCCAACAGCGAGGAGGCGCCGGGGAACAUGGGCCUGUGGGACCAGGCACUGGCGCUCAGGUGGCUCAGGGACAACGCCGCGGCGUUCGGCGGCGACCCUGACCUGAUCACCAUCUUCGGCGAGUCCGCCGGCGGCAGCUCCGUCUCCCUUCACCUGAUCUCCCCGGUCACCCGCGGCCUGGUCCGCCGCGGGAUUUUGCAGAGCGGCACCUUGAACGCGCCCUGGAGCUACAUGACCGGCGAGAAGGCGAACGAGGUCGCCAGGGUGCUCGUCGACGAUUGCGGCUGCAACUCCACCAUGCUACAGGAGAAUCCGGCGAGGGUGAUGGCCUGCAUGAGGUCCGCGGACGCCAGGGCCAUCUCUGUACAACAGUGGAACAGCUACUGGGGCAUACUCGGGUUCCCGUCCGCGCCCACCAUCGACGGCAUCUUCCUGCCCAAGGACCCGCUGCAGCUGCUCCAGGAAGCCGACUUCAAGGACACCGAGAUACUCAUCGGGAACAACAAGAACGAGGGGACCUACUUCAUCCUGUACGACUUCAUCGACUUCUUCGAGAAGGACCAGCCGAGCUACCUGGAGCGCGACAAGUUCCUCGGCAUCAUCAACACCAUCUUCAAGAACAUGUCGCAGAUCGAGCGCGACGCGAUCACUUUCCAAUACACGGACUGGGAGCAGGUGAACAACGGCUACAUCUACCAGAAGAUGAUCGCGGACGUGGUCGGCGACUACUUCUUCAUCUGCCCGUCGAUACACUUCGCCCAGCUGUUCGCCGCCCGCGGCAUGAAGGUGUACUACUACUUCUUCACCCAGAGGACGAGCACGAACCUAUGGGGCGAGUGGAUGGGCGUGAUGCACGGGGACGAGGUGGAAUACGUGUUCGGCCAUCCCCUGAACACCUCCUUGACCUACAGCGACAAGGAACGAGAGCUGUCCCUGAGGAUGAUCAUGUCCUUCUCGAAAUUUGCCUACACCGGCAAACCGACGACCGAGGAGUCCGAGUGGCCGCCGUAUUCGAGGGAUCAGCCGCAGUAUUUUAUUUUCGACGCGGAGAAGAACGGGCUGAGCAAAGGACCGCGUACCACGUCCUGCGCGUUCUGGAACGAGUUCCUGCCCAGGCUGAAGGGCGUGCUAGACCCGGCCCCGGAGGCGUGCAACAGCGCGGUGGCGAUAGUAUCGGCCUCGAGGGAACUGCGGAACUCCCUGGUGAUCACGGCCCUGUCGUCGAUCCUGGUUCUCUCCAGAGUGAUCUAAGCCAUCGGAGGGAGACCGGCCCGUAUCGAUCAACCCUUUCUGACAGCCGACAAUCCGUUCGUUCGAACAGCCGCGCACGGGAAUCAGGGGUUCGUUGACGGUCCGAGGUCUGGACAAGCGGUCGCCAGCCGUUCAAUUAUUGCCGAACACCGUCGGAGUGCUUUCGGAGGAAGACGCCCCUACGUUGGACCUCGGCUCUUUCCACACCCGGUCCUCCCGCGCCCUCGCCCCGGCCCCCUGCAAUCGACGCAGCGCCCACGAACGCGCUAUCGCCCGAAAGCGCCGAUCAGCCCUUCCCGCAGCUGCACACCGAAUCCGGAAGAGUCGCCGGCCGGCAAAUAAGAGCGUGUCGUUCCGGGGACAAAUGAAGCGACCGGGAGAGACGGUCUUGUCGGACGGUUGAAAAAUCGCGGGUGUUUCGGGGCCGCGAGCACGGAGCCAAUUAAAUUCUCCUGUGUCUCGGAAGACGGGAGCUCCGGCUCAAUGUCCCGCGGGAUUUCCAUUUCCGGUCCGUGGCGCGAUCGACACGGGGCACGGCGGGACAGGUUAACGAGUUCCUCGAAGAAGUGACACCUCGAUUCCGGAGAGCUAUAUCGACGCGACGGGACGGCCGUGAAGCCUCGAAACUCUCCCCUGUUUACGGAGUCCGGGCAAACACGCCGGCGACGAAGAAGGAGAUCGAUCCGGGCGAUCGCAUGAGAGAUCCGCGCGACGUGACGCGACGGGUCGUGUCGGGGUUACCUGAAGACGAUCGAUGCUCGACGGGAAAAACCGAGCCUAAACGGACGUCCGUCCUCGCGCAAACAACUCGCCGGACGGCUUCUAACCACCUGUUCGCGGAAUCGAUGGCUCGCGACAGAAGAUUCAUUAGCGGAACGCAACAAGUGCGCCGUUCUACAUAAGAACCGGGGGGGUGGGGUCGGCGACGGGGGGUCCAGGAUCGCUUGGAUCGCGUCCAGGAACACCGGCGCCUGAUUUUUCGGCCGAGGUUGCCAAGCAACUCGGCUCCGAGGCCCGUGGAACCGCGCGGACCAGGACGGUUCGAAGGGUCGGGAACGGGACAGCCGGCUCGGGUGCCCCCGGAGAACCCUGGGAGAUCAUCUUCCUCGCUGUCGACAGCUCCGAGAUGCCGGGGCUCCAUUGAAAAUUGAAGACGGCAGCCGUGGGAGCCCUCUGUUUGAUCGCGCCGCCGUGAAAAUGGGUCGGCAGGGCGGGCGGGCCGGGGCGAGGAGCCUCGCGGAGCCGAUUUCCAAGCCGACCAAGAGGAUCUGCGAGUGUUGGAUCGCCGGACAAAGUAUCGGCCGCCUGUUCCUGUGCAAGAUCGACUCGGGAAACGGCGACAGAAACGGUAAAACGGUUCGGGGUCUCGAAAAUUCAACGGGUUAAGUGCAGACCGGUGUCCCGAUGCGUCUCGAGGACAUCCGCGAGCCCGGGACAUCGCCGGUUGCUGCUCGCCCGGAAAGGAGGAAUUGUGGGGGGAGGGAGAGCUCGCACACUGGCGUCGUUUCGACGAACAGCGGCAAAAAGUCCGGACUGAACUCUGCUCGAAGGAGUUCUGUUGCCUUUAGAUUCGGGUUUUACGAGCGGCGCGGACGGUUCGCGAUGAUUGCUGAAAUAAUGAUCGAAUUUGUUUCGGACUGUUUUACGCGUUUACACGUAAGCACGCUUCGUAAUGAUCGGAGAAGUAAAUCGGUUGAAUUCGUUUCGAAUUGAGGAUUGCUUUGCAAUUUGUUCGACUUCGAACGAUGAUGCUGAGUUUAAACGAUUUGUUCAGUGAAAAUCAUCUUUUUUUAAUAUUUAAGAUGUCGUAAAGGAAUCUUGAAAUACUCGUUUUACGUGAUACGGUAAGUUCUCCCUAAUUGAGGGAUUGUAUGAGUGAAUUCUCCCUAAGUGCACGAAAAUGGACAAUUUUUGAAGA
Molecule: messenger RNA, 4259 nt
Organism: Megalopta genalis
Lineage: Eukaryota; Metazoa; Arthropoda; Insecta; Hymenoptera; Halictidae
Gene: AChE-2
Product: acetylcholinesterase 2
Biological process (GO): choline metabolic process; acetylcholine catabolic process in synaptic cleft
Cellular component (GO): plasma membrane
Molecular function (GO): acetylcholinesterase activity
Source: RefSeq, a predicted model, not a curated record